Molecule: messenger RNA, 936 nt
Organism: Panicum virgatum (switchgrass)
Lineage: Eukaryota; Viridiplantae; Streptophyta; Magnoliopsida; Poales; Poaceae
Product: protein PHOTOSYSTEM I ASSEMBLY 2, chloroplastic-like
Exons: 5
Coding region: 119-709 (196 amino acids)
Source: RefSeq, a predicted model, not a curated record
GACCCCAUCUCCAGCAGCGCAGCCGCUCGCUCGCUCCUCUUCUCGUCCGCACAACACUGAGCAACCCAAAAAAACACCGAGCAACCCAGAGGCGACGGAGAGAGCCAGCCGGGUGGCAAUGGCGGGCGCCGGCUGCCACUCGCUCCUCUCGCCGGCCUCGCCGCUCUCCCCCGAGUUCUUCUCGCGCCGUCGAGCCUCCGCCGGCGGCAGCGGAGCCUGCCGGCCGAGUAGAGUGCGACCUCAGAUCAGGUGUUGCUCAGGUGAUGAUGCAAAGGGACGUGCGGACAUGUGCAAGGGAGGCAAGGUUGAUGAAGAAACUAGACCUUCAAGACGAAAGUGUCUUGUCUGCCUAGGUGCUGUAGCCCUAAUCAGUGCAACAGGCCCAACGAUUUGUACACCAAAUGUAAUCGCCGCAGAUAUGACAAACAAGUCUGGGAUACAGAAAGCUGUUUGCAGAAAUUGCAACGGCAGCGGUGCUGUGAUAUGUGACAUGUGCGGUGGCACAGGAAAAUGGAAGGCGCUCAACAGGAAGAGGGCAAAAGAUGUUUAUGAAUUCACAGAGUGUCCGAAUUGCUAUGGCCGAGGGAAGCUGGUCUGCCCAGUCUGUCUUGGAACUGGGCUGCCGAACAACAAGGGACUCCUCCGGCGACCAGAAGCCAAGCAGUUGCUUGACAAGAUGUACAACGGCAAGAUAUUGCCAAGGUCGUAGAGCGCACAGGCAGGCAGCCACAGGAUUUUGCAUCAACCAUCGUGUAGGAAUAUCAUUCGAGACAAAUGUAGCUCUCAAGAGUGUAACUUUGUGUACCAAGUUAAAAAGUUACAGCUUGGAUUUUAGCUUUCAGAUUACCACAGAUAUGUUGACUAAGUAGCCUUCUGAAUGUCAUUUCCAAAUACAUUAUUGCACAAAUAUAGUGAUUUUAAAUCGUUCGUGGUGCA